Messenger RNA from Urocitellus parryii (Arctic ground squirrel), 1259 nucleotides. RefSeq names its product HOP homeobox (gene Hopx). Gene Ontology annotation, biological process: regulation of transcription by RNA polymerase II; cell differentiation. Lineage: Eukaryota; Metazoa; Chordata; Mammalia; Rodentia; Sciuridae. Gene Ontology annotation, cellular component: nucleus. Gene Ontology annotation, molecular function: DNA binding. The record is from RefSeq and is a predicted model, not a curated record.
CUCCGGGAGAUAGCACCUCUCGGAGAGGGCGGGAGGCGGGGGCGCGGUAUCAUCUUCCUCUGCACCAGCCUAGACGAGGUCGGGGAAGUCGCGGGGACCAGUCCUGCGAGGCAGGAGGACGCGCGGCUCCGCUGUGCGACCCCUGGUGCAACCCGGGAAGGUCGGCCCCGGGGAGGGCGCUCGCGAGCUCCCGCCGCUGCCUGCGGCCACCGGGGACUCACGCAGCUGGGCAGCGGGAGGAGGGGACAGCCGAGCACAGUGGUCCAGCCGCGUCCCGAAGAAGUUGGGUCCCUCCGGUGCUCCCCGCCCGCGGCCUCGCUCACGGCAGCCGCUUCUCGCUUCCCUGCAGCCGCGCCAGGACCAUGUCAGCCGAGACGGCGAGCGGCCCCACGGAGGACCAGGUGGAGAUCCUGGAGUACAACUUCAACAAGGUCAACAAGCACCCGGACCCCACCACGCUGUGCCUCAUCGCGGCCGAGGCCGGCCUUUCGGAGGAGGAGACCCAGAAAUGGUUUAAACAGCGCCUGGCCCAGUGGCGGCAGUCGGAAGGCCUGCCCUCAGAGUGCAGAUCUGUCACAGACUAAGGAGGCCCCGCACCAGCAGCUCCCCUCCGUGAGGUCCGUCUGCUGAUUCUCCUCAACUUCACCAUGCCGGUUCAACUUUUCAGUGUAAUGAUGUAUGUUCCAGUGUUAGCUGUCCUGGAUUUAACACAGUGUUGUGGUUUUUUAGCUGUACAUAACUAGAAAAUAACAACCGGAAGCUAACCUCAACUUCCAUAUAAAGCAGUGGCUUGGCUGGGAAACUCGGUGUGGCUUGCGUGUCCCUCUGGGUUGGAAUGACAGAUGGUGUGAAAGCCAUCUAAGUUUGCUUUGGACCCUCACCUCCCAAUGACAAUUUGCUUUUACCAUCCAUUUCAAAACAAGCAAGGCCUCUGUUGAAAAGAUAACAUGAUGGAGCAGGGAAGGCAUUUCCUUCUGAAUCUCCUUACCUAAGUUUUUCUCCUUAAGUUUCAUUUGACACAUUGAUGGUUGGGUGAGAAUACAGAGGUGUAUCUGAGUCAUUCAAAUUUUAUAAAACAGCUCCUUGGCAUAUAGCUGCAUUAAUUGGGAAAGAACCCCGAUGGAUUAGAAGCAACGUCAACCAAAAUGCAACUCCAGAGAUUCAAAAAGUCUUGAAUUUAUACUUUAUUUAAUGCAUUUGUUAAAUUUAUUUUGCUAAAUAAAAUGAACUGCUUUUUGUCUCCGAAAUGAUAUUCUAAA